Phragmites australis (common reed) is the source of this 3213-nucleotide messenger RNA. RefSeq names its product beta-galactosidase 2-like. Bases 212 to 2677 code for a protein of 821 amino acids. NCBI's taxonomy places the organism in Eukaryota, Viridiplantae, Streptophyta, Magnoliopsida, Poales, Poaceae. The record is from RefSeq and is a predicted model, not a curated record. Gene Ontology annotation, molecular function: carbohydrate binding; beta-galactosidase activity. Gene Ontology annotation, biological process: carbohydrate metabolic process. Gene Ontology annotation, cellular component: cell wall; vacuole. The transcript has 19 exons.
AAGAAGAGGGAACCAGCUGUGAAGCGUGUGAAGCGCCAUAAAUUCUGGCAAAACCCCAGAGAGAGAGGAGGGAGUGAUACUCUUGUGCCCUCAGUGAGCGCCUUACGUCGGUGGCCCGACCUCCUUUCAGUGGAGGGAAAGCACCGAAAGGCGCGACCUUUUUCGCUUGUUUCCCCCCAUUUCACUUCCCUCCCUUUCUCCUUCCUACCCCAUGGCCUCCGCGGCGCCGGCCCUCGCUGCCAUCGCCGUCGCAGUGGCCAUCCUCGCCGCGGCCGCGUCAGCGGCCGUCACCUACGACCGCAAGGCCGUGGUGGCGAACGGCCAGCGCCGGAUCCUGCUCUCCGGCUCCAUCCACUACCCUAGGAGCGUCCCCGAGAUGUGGCCGGAUCUGAUACAGAAGGCCAAGGACGGUGGUCUUGACGUGGUGCAGACGUACGUGUUCUGGAACGGCCAUGAGCCCUCCCCUGGCCAGUACUACUUCGAGGGGAGGUAUGAUCUGGUGCAUUUCAUCAAGCUGGUGAAGCAAGCCGGACUCUACGUGCACCUCCGCAUUGGCCCUUACGUCUGCGCCGAGUGGAAUUUCGGUGGUUUCCCAGUUUGGCUGAAGUAUGUCCCCGGCAUCAGCUUUAGGACUGAUAAUGAGCCGUUCAAGGCUGAGAUGCAGAAGUUCACCACGAAAAUCGUCGAUAUGAUGAAGUCCGAAGGGCUCUUUGAAUGGCAGGGAGGGCCAAUAAUCCUGACCCAGAUUGAGAAUGAGUUUGGUUCCUUGGAGUGGGAUCAGGGCGAGCCCGCCAAGGCCUACGCGUCAUGGGCAGCUAACAUGGCGGUUGCGCUCAACACGGGUGUUCCAUGGGUCAUGUGCAAAGAAGAUUAUGCCCCUGAUCCAAUUAUUAAUACGUGCAAUGAUUUUUAUUGUGACUGGUUCUCCCCUAAUAAACCUCAUAAGCCUACCAUGUGGACUGAGGCUUGGACAGCUUGGUUCACAGGCUUUGGUAGACCAGUCCCACAUAGACCAGUAGAGGAUCUAGCAUAUGGUGUCGCCAAGUUUAUUCAGAAGGGCGGCUCUUUUGUUAAUUAUUACAUGUAUCACGGAGGAACAAACUUUGGGCGCACGGCUGGUGGUCCAUUCAUUGCAACUAGCUAUGACUAUGAUGCUCCUAUUGAUGAGUAUGGCUUGUUGAGAGAACCUAAAUGGGGCCACUUAAAGGAGUUGCAUAAAGCUAUCAAGCUUUGCGAACCAGCCCUUGUUGCAGGAGACCCCAUUGUAACUUCACUUGGCAAUGCUCAGCAGUCAUCUGUUUUUAGAUCAAGCACAGGAGCUUGUGCGGCUUUCCUUGAGAACAAGGAUAAAGUAUCUUAUGCGAGGGUAGCAUUCAAUGGAAUGCAUUAUGACCUACCUCCAUGGUCCAUAAGUAUUCUCCCAGACUGCAAAACAACAGUCUUCAACACAGCUAAGGUUGGAAGUCAGAUUUCGCAAAUGAAAAUGGAAUGGGCUGGAGGAUUCACGUGGCAAUCAUACAAUGAGGAGAUAAGUUCCUUGGGUGAGGAAUCAUUUUCAACAGUAGGAUUACUGGAGCAGAUAAAUGUGACAAGGGAUAACACAGACUACUUAUGGUAUACAACAUAUGUUGAUGUUGCUCAGGAUGAGCAGUUCCUAAGUAACGGGAAGAAUCCCACGCUCACUAUGAUGUCGGCUGGUCAUGCUCUACAUGUCUUCAUUAAUGGACAACUAGCAGGAACUGUAUAUGGAAGUGUAGAAAAUCCAAAAUUGACAUAUACUGGAAAUGCAAAACUUUGGCCAGGCAGCAACUCCAUUUCCUGCUUAAGUAUAGCGGUUGGUCUCCCGAAUGUGGGAGAACAUUUUGAGACUUGGAAUGCCGGAAUUCUUGGCCCAGUGAUACUGGAUGGCCUGAAUGACGGAAGAAGGGAUCUCACAUGGCAGAAAUGGACCUAUCAGGUUGGUCUGAAAGGUGAGGCUUUGAGUCUUCACUCACUUAGUGGAAGCUCAUCGGUAGAGUGGGGAGAACCAAUGCAGAAGCAGCCUCUGACAUGGUAUAAGGCAUUUUUCAAUGCACCGGAUGGUGAUGAGCCAUUAGCUUUGGAUAUGAGUAGCAUGGGUAAAGGGCAAAUCUGGAUAAAUGGACAAGGUAUUGGACGGUAUUGGCCUGGCUACAAAGCCUCUGGAACAUGUGGAAGCUGUGAUUACCGUGGAAGAUAUAACGAGACGAAGUGCCAAACCAACUGUGGUGACUCUUCUCAGAGAUGGUACCACGUUCCUCGUUCAUGGCUUAAUCCGACAGGGAACCUUUUGGUUAUAUUUGAGGAGUGGGGUGGUGAUCCUACCGGAAUCUCAAUGGUGAAAAGAACCACCGGAAGUAUAUGUGCUGAUGUCUCUGAAUGGCAGCCAUCGAUGAAGAAUUGGCAUACAAAGAUCCACCUCCAGUGUGAUCAUGGACGGAAGAUAACUGAUAUAAAAUUUGCCAGCUUCGGCACACCACAGGGCUCAUGCGGGAGCUACUCCGAAGGUGGUUGCCAUGCCCACAAGUCAUACGACAUAUUUUGGAAGAACUGCAUUGGUCAAGAGCGGUGUGGGGUAAGUGUGGUUCCUGAUGUAUUUGGUGGGGAUCCAUGCCCUGGAACAAUGAAAAGGGCUGCUGUUGAGGCUAUAUGCGGUUGAAUCACAAAAAAAGAAAGCCCCCAUUCAAUCACUACGUCAAAUAUCAUAAGCCAUACAAAGCUAUUGGCUUCUACACUAAUUUGGCCUUAUCAACCUUCUGGCACGAUGUGAAAGUCACAGCAACUGUGACGCACAGAUGGUCAGAAGUUAGAGAAAUUAGUUGUAUGUUAGAUUGAAUCAUCAAUGUAUGCAUGUACAUUAGCCUACAUAAGAAUUGGCAGGGAAGAAAAAUGUUAGGACUCUGUAGGUUCGAGGAUUAAGGGUUGUGGCCCUCUAGGCACAACAUUGGUUUGGUUUGGGGUGGGCGCAGAUGAGACUCUGCUUAUAUCUGAGUCCAUACGCACAAUGGCUAUUCGGUUGGAGGAGGCCAAGAAGCACCAAAUUUGUGUUGCAUUUCUGAUUAUUCGUUUCUGCUCAUUGGAGGGUGCAAUGUAAUGUGCAGGGUCCAUCAUUCAUGUAUUGUCCGAUUAAUCAAGCAGUACAGGAUAGUGAACUGGUUCAACUUAUAUAAAUAAAAUUGAUGUGUACGUGUCUUA